CUUGAAUAACUUAGUCUAAUAACCUAUCGAAUAGAUAACGACUAAGCGGUUAACUUAGGCCCACACGUUUUGGAUUGUUUUGGUGUGAAACAAAAGUGUGGUUUCCUCGUCAGCCAUGGCCCAGUAUAAAGGUGCUGCGUCGGAGGGGGGCCGAGCUGCCAACCUGAUCAAGAAACGACAGAAAGAACAGGAAGAGAUGGAGAUAAAAAAGAAGAAAAUUGAAGAAGAAUUAAAAAUUGGCAGCAUACAGAACAAAUUUGCAACACAUUAUGAUGCUAUUGAGCAACAGUUGAAAUCAAACACUAUUGGUCUGGUCACCCUUGAUGAAAUGAGAGCCAAACAGGAAGAUGUCAUCAAGAAACGAGAAAAGCAGCUGGCAAAGAAACACUCAGAGGCACAGAUGUUGGAUCAACAGAAGAAAGAAAGGAAAAAGAAGGAACAAAUGAAGAUGGCUAUGUUGUCCUUUGAUCCUCAUGAUGAAGAAGAGGAUGAUGAGGAUCAGGAUGAUGAUGAGAAGAUGGAAAAAAUGGAAGAGACAGAAUUGAAAGAAACUGAAAAAGGAAAAAAGAAAAGACUUGGAAAGGACCCCCAUGUGGACACCAGCUUUUUACCAGACAGAGACAGAGAGGAGGAGGAAAAUAAACUAAGAGAACAGCUGCGACAAGAAUGGGUAGCAAAACAAGAGAAACUGAAGAAUGAGGAGAUAGACAUCACGUACAGUUACUGGGACGGUUCUGGACAUCGGCGUCAGGUGAGGAUGAGAAAAGGAAACACGAUGCAGCAGUUCCUUCAAAAAUGUCUGGAGACUUUACGGAAAGAGUUCAAUGACCUUAAAUGUGUGACUGUCGACCAACUCAUGUACGUUAAGGAGGAUUUGAUCAUUCCACAUCACUACAGUUUCUACGAUUUCAUUGUCACUAAAGCGCGCGGUAAGAGUGGACCUUUGUUCAGUUUUGAUGUUCAUGCGGAUGUUAGGAUUAUUAGUGAUGCUACUGUGGAAAAGGACGAAUCUCAUGCAGGGAAAGUGUGCCUUCGUAGCUGGUAUGACAGAAAUAAACAUAUUUUUCCGGCGAGUCGAUGGGAGCCUUAUGAUCCGGAGAAAAGUUGGGACUCGUACACCGUGUCAGACAAAAAUGCGAUUAAAAUUACUGUCAAGUAGAUUUUAUUACCAGCCAUUAAAGUUACUAUGUUGUACAUGUUUCUGUC
Molecule: messenger RNA, 1206 nt
Organism: Pecten maximus
Lineage: Eukaryota; Metazoa; Mollusca; Bivalvia; Pectinida; Pectinidae
Product: protein FAM50A-like
Exons: 6
Coding region: 116-1159 (347 amino acids)
Biological process (GO): chromatin organization
Cellular component (GO): nucleus
Source: RefSeq, a predicted model, not a curated record